Molecule: messenger RNA, 1344 nt
Organism: Aethina tumida (small hive beetle)
Lineage: Eukaryota; Metazoa; Arthropoda; Insecta; Coleoptera; Nitidulidae
Exons: 7
Coding region: 49-1305 (418 amino acids)
Biological process (GO): negative regulation of phosphatase activity
Molecular function (GO): phosphatase binding
Source: RefSeq, a predicted model, not a curated record
UUUUACAUUUUAACUUCUACAUUUAUACUAAUAUACUCAAAUAAUAUUAUGGAAUCUUCAUUCAAGAAUGGGAAAUGGGCUUGGGAUGAGUUUACUGAUUUCUUAAUAUAUAUGCAAAACGAACAAAAAAACUUGAAGCAAAUAUCACGUACAAACAAAUUUUCAAGCGACAUAAGCGGUGGAAGUGAAGUCGUAAGAUUUAAAGAAGCGGUCGAUUCUUUGGAGCAGGCCCGUUUUAGGAAACUUUUUCAAAGAAAAGUUAAAUUGUUUGAGGUCGAAGUUAUUACAAUCCAAGACAUCAAAGAUGUGGCUUUAUUUACAAUCAAUCCUAGGGAUCUUUCUCCCGAAUUUAUUGAUAUUUUACAUACAGCUACGAUGGAUAGAUUUUUACGGGCUUUGAUAGUGUAUUUCCAAUUUCUUGUGCAGAAUUUUGAAGAAAUGCAAGAAAGGAGGGUGCUUAUAGCAAGAACGUUAAAGUGCGAAGCCAGCGAAAACAAUGAAAGGAUAUUAAGAGAAACGUUUUCUGAACUACGAAGUAUUAUCUCCAAAGAGUAUGCAGCAAUUCUGAUGGGCACUGGAGAAAACAAGAAGUUUCAUCACAUGAACACAAAAAACAAUACUUCUUUGUCUGGCGAAGAUAAAAGGAAAAUGGAGUUUUUGUUUGUUAUAACUGUUAAAAUUAUUUGGAUAGCGAUGGAAAGAAAAUAUUUGUCUACUAUAGAGGUUGAGUUAAAUCGUUUGUUACGAUCUCCCUAUUUCAACAAUGCUAAGAGAAAAUACAAGGAAAGUCCGAUGGAACCAGCAGAAAAGAAGAUCAUUUACGGCGACGUGUGGACGGAAGAAAGGAAAUUGAAACAAAGAUCGCCUCUUAUUCAAGAAAUACUUCUUAAUGACUAUCAAGACUUUCACUUACUCUCUAUUGGAUUAUUUAAUCUAGAAAAUGAUAACGAACGUGUGGCGUAUCUUCAGUUGGCGCUAUGUCUCCCGGAAGAGGAUCUACAUGACUAUGACAUAGGUAUUGGUAUAUUGGGAUGGCCCAGACACAUUUUAGAUCCCAUGUUAGUCCAAAUUCCAAAAGCUCAACAGACACAAAUGUCUGGAAUUCUUGGCGCACCGUCUGUAAUGUCAGUGACUGAUUUUCCAAAAUUUAAUAUACCAAAGAAAGUUAAAGUAGAGGGGGAGGAAGAAAUUACUAAAUAUUAUGCGAAAAAACUUGAGAAAUACGUACCAUCUGCGAAAAAGAGACAAGAGAGAAUUACUCAACAGAAACUAUGGAAAAAGUACCUAAAGACCUUUGGAUCGUAAUUAUAUUAAUAUAUACUUUCAAUAUAUAUACAGAUUUUA